CGGAUCACCAUGAUGGAGAGCAACAUGAUGUCACGGUACGUCUCAGAGUUCCUGGAGCUGGAGAAGAUCGGCUGUGGAGAGUUCGGAGCCGUGUUCAAAUGUGUGAAGAGACUCGACGGCUGCAUCUACGCCAUCAAGAGAUCCAAGAAGCCUCUGGCAGGAUCCAUAGACGAACAGAACGCUCUGCGGGAAGUCUACGCUCACGCUGUUCUGGGUCAGCACCCCCACGUGGUUCGGUAUUACUCGGCCUGGGCGGAGGACGACCACAUGCUGAUCCAGAACGAGUACUGCAACGGAGGAACGCUGUCCGACGCCAUCUCUGAAAACUACAGGAGGCUGAGCUACCUGACGGAGCUGGAGCUGAAGGAUCUGCUGCUGCAGGUCACACGGGGACUCAAAUACAUCCACUCCACCACGCUGGUGCACAUGGACAUCAAGCCCAUAGUCCCAAUUCAGCAGCACCAGAUUGUGGUGCAGAAAGCAGACUGCUACGAGGCUCCACUAGCAGCAGUCCCAGUCAGGUCCCAUGGAGGUCCCCCGGAAAGGGAGGGACUUCGCCUCCAUGUGCACAUGACA
This is a messenger RNA of Notothenia coriiceps (black rockcod), 576 nucleotides long. Its product is annotated as wee1-like protein kinase 1-A. Gene Ontology annotation, cellular component: nucleus; cytoplasm. The annotation marks the transcript as partial. Gene Ontology annotation, molecular function: ATP binding; protein tyrosine kinase activity. The transcript has 3 exons. Lineage: Eukaryota; Metazoa; Chordata; Actinopteri; Perciformes; Nototheniidae. Gene Ontology annotation, biological process: protein phosphorylation. The record is from RefSeq and is a predicted model, not a curated record.